GAGAAAGAGCUGCCAUUUCGGAGACUUGUCCCUGAAUUUGGGCAGCCCAGCUCCCUCGUGCUUCCCGAUUCUUGGGAGUGAUGAAAUUUUUGGCUCAGCGAAAAGGGAAGUUGAAAGUCUAGAAAGAAGGAGCGCAAGAAACGAGGGGAAAUUCCUGUGCGGGCGGGCGCUUGCAACUCGAGAGUCGCCCGAAAGUGCUGGCUUUGCGGCGUGUCUGUGCGGCGGCUGCUCUCGUUCUCCAGUGUGCGCCUGGAGCCGCGGGCGAAGUGAGAGGAGGCGGCGCUGUGCAUGCUGGGCUCGGAUCAUGGUGGGGCUUUGCAAUAGGAAGCGAGGCAGGAAGGAAUCGAACUAGCGUGCGGCGGCGGCAGGCAGCUCCGCGUAAGGCAGGACACUGUGGGUUGCGCGCUUGGGGGCUCGGACCAAGGAGAAGACCCCAAAGUCCUGUUGAUAGCAGCCGGACGAGGUUUUCGAGAAAGGCACCCCCGGUGGCGAGAGGUCCCUUGGAACCGAUUUCGCCUGCCUCCUCUCCCCCCUUUCGUAUUUGACUGGGGGGAGGAGGGGGGAGGGGCAGGGGAUUCCUUCCCCCCCCUUUUUGCAAGCAGGACCUGGAUUCCCCUCCCCCCUUUCUGGGAGCCGGCAAAAAGGAGAAGGAAGCCGAUUUCGCCGCCGUCGGCAGCAACAGCCUCCGCCUCCCCGCUUGCCCAUUGCUGGGAGAUGGUGACAUAUGAAGCGCGCUGGAAGGACCAUGGUUGAAAGGAGCAGCAAGUUCCUGCUGAUCGUGGCGGGCUCGGUGUGCUUCAUGUUCAUCCUGUACCAGUAUGUGGGGCCGGGGCUGAGUCUGGGCGCGCCGAGCGGCCGCUCGUACCAGGACGAGUUGGACCUCUUCCCCACGCCGGAUCCCCACUACGUGAAGAAGUACUACUUCCCGGUGCGGGAACUGGAGCGCCAGCUGGCCUUCGACAUGAAGGGCGACGACGUGAUCGUCUUCCUACACAUCCAGAAGACGGGCGGCACCACCUUCGGCCGCCACCUGGUGCAGAAUGUGCGCCUCGAGGUGCCCUGCGACUGCCGGCCCGGGCAGAAGAAGUGCACCUGCUACCGGCCCAACCGCAGGGAGACCUGGCUCUUCUCGCGCUUCUCCACCGGCUGGAGCUGCGGGCUGCACGCCGACUGGACCGAACUCACCAACUGCGUGCCAGGCGUGCUGGACAAGCGGGAGAACGCGGCCGCCAAACCGCCCAGAAAGUUUUAUUUUAUUACAUCACUCUGGUUGAGAGAUCCUGUGUCCCGCUACCUCAAUUGAAUGCGAGACAUGUGCAACGCAGGAGCUACUCUGGAAAACAUCCUUGCACAUACGUGUGAUGGCAUGAACACCAACCCCCGAAGAGUUACUUCAUAUCAUCAUGCUAUGGAGAGGCACUUGCAGAGACUUGGUCAGGCUGUACUCUUUCAGGAGUUCAUGGACUGCCGCUUAUAACUUCAGCCAACAACCGGCCAAGUGAGAGAGGAUGCUGGCUGAUUUGAGCUCUUGGUGGGCUGCUAUAAUAUGUCGUUUAUCCCAGAAAACAAAGCGAAAGUAAUACAGAUACUGCUGGAGAGUGCCAAGAAGAAUUUAAAAGACAUGGCCUUUUUUGAGAAGCUCUUGACAGAGUUCCUGCAGAGAAAAACACACAGUACUUUAUUUGAGAGAACUUUCAAUCUGAAAUUCAUCAGGCCAUUCUACAUGCAGUACAACAGCACAAGGGCAGGUGGAGCGGAGGUGGACAACAAUACCAUAAUGGUUGGAUUGAGGGAGCUUUAAUGAUUCUUGGACAUGCAGCUGUAUGACUCAUGCAAAGACCUCUUUCAACAGCGAUACCAGUACAAGCGACAGCUGGAGGGAUGGAGCAGAGGGGAUAAAGAAUGUCGAAGCGAGAGGCUUCUUCACCGGUCUAAUGAGGCUCUUCCAAGGAAGAGAUGGAAAGAGCAAGGACGCUUGCCUACAGAGGGACUACAUGAGAGCCAUAUUAUAGAGAAGUGGUAA
Sphaerodactylus townsendi is the source of this 2023-nucleotide messenger RNA. RefSeq names its product heparan sulfate 6-O-sulfotransferase 1 (gene HS6ST1). The record is from RefSeq and is a predicted model, not a curated record. Gene Ontology annotation, molecular function: heparan sulfate 6-sulfotransferase activity. NCBI's taxonomy places the organism in Eukaryota, Metazoa, Chordata, Lepidosauria, Squamata, Sphaerodactylidae. Gene Ontology annotation, cellular component: membrane.